AUGUCAAUCAUCGGCACCGCCACCCCCGAGAUGCCGAAUCGCCAACGAAGUCGAAGAUGCUCCAUCUGUCGCCAUGGUUUGGAUGACUGUAUGGCGACUGGGCGACAUCUCAUCACAAAGAAGACAUUACCACCACUCACCUCUCGCUAUGAGCUCCCCAUCUUGAAGAGUUUCGACCUCGAGAAGUUUGCCGCCGAAAUGCCAGAUGGGCGACGCCUCACGUUUACGGGAGUGGCCCACUUGUGGCAUCCAAUUGGAAAGAACGAAGAGACUUUGCCCACCGCGGAGACGUAUACGUGGGAGAUCUGCCAGCGUACCAACGGUUGUGCGUGCAACGAGACCCCCGGCUUCGAUUUGACUCUGGAUGGAGGCUUGGGCUGGCCGCCGACCCAGUUGUUGCUGGGCGUUCGGCGGUACCGAGUGAAUGAUGAAUACUUGAGAGGAGACGGAGUCAGGGCUGUGCACAUGAGGAACGGGCUCAGUUGGUGGAAUUGA
Molecule: messenger RNA, 495 nt
Organism: Diaporthe amygdali
Lineage: Eukaryota; Fungi; Ascomycota; Sordariomycetes; Diaporthales; Diaporthaceae
Product: transposase
Exons: 1
Coding region: 1-495 (164 amino acids)
Source: RefSeq, a predicted model, not a curated record